Molecule: messenger RNA, 1020 nt
Organism: Oncorhynchus masou masou (cherry salmon)
Lineage: Eukaryota; Metazoa; Chordata; Actinopteri; Salmoniformes; Salmonidae
Product: olfactory receptor 52K2-like
Exons: 1
Coding region: 1-1020 (339 amino acids)
Biological process (GO): G protein-coupled receptor signaling pathway; detection of chemical stimulus involved in sensory perception of smell
Cellular component (GO): membrane
Molecular function (GO): olfactory receptor activity; G protein-coupled receptor activity; odorant binding
Source: RefSeq, a predicted model, not a curated record
AUGAACCAAACUGUCUUGCAUAGCACUGUAUUUUUCACUGCGUAUGGACCUCCAGGCCCACUCAACUACGCAGCUUUUUUCUUAACAUUUUUGCUUUUCUUCAUUACAAUAUUUGCCAACAUCAGUCUCAUGCUUGUCAUCUACUUAGAAUCACACUUACACAAGCCCAUGUACAUAUUUCUGUUCAACUUGGCGGUGAAUGGACUGAUUGGGUGUUUAUCCGUCUGUCCGAAGAUCAUGGACAAUCUUGUUAAUGACAUAAAGGACAUCUCUCUCAAAGGUUGUUUAUUGCAGGUGUUUUUCAGCAGUGUAUAUGCAACGUGUGCUUACGUGAUUCUAGCAGUGAUGGCAUAUGACAGGUAUGUCUCAAUUUGUAAGCCAUUGCAAUAUCAUAGCAUUAUGACCCCUUCUAAAGUGAAGAUGUUGGUAGCAUUGGUAUAUUUUAUUCCCAUAACUAUGCUUGCUUUUCAAAUGUUUAUCACUUCUAGGCUCCCUGUGUGCAGCUACAAUAUCAACAAGCUUUUUUGUGAUAACUUAGCAGUUGUUAAACUCUCCUGUGUUGAAAGUGCACUGAGCAACCUGUAUGGUAUUUGUAUCAUAGCAAGUCUAGUGGUUUUACCUUUUGUGUUAGUUGUGCUCUCAUACAUCAAAAUAUUACUUGUUUGCUUGAAAGUCUCAAAGGAGUCACGAACUAAGGCUUUUAAUACGUGUGCUCCCCACUUGAUCACUUUCAUCAACUUCUCUACAGCCAUCCUUUUUUCUGUUGUUUACAACAGGCACAGCACAGUUAGCAAGGAGGUUAAUGUAUUGAUAUCAGUACAGUUCAUUAUUUUCCCACCACUGGUACACCCUAUCAUAUAUGGUAUUAGGACCAAGGAGAUCAGGACAUGUGUUACAAAAAUUAUAAGAACAAGAAUAUUUCCUAACUCUCUUGAUUUUCCUCAUCUAAAAUCUGAACGUAAUCUGGUACCAAUUAUGACUUUAGAUGGUACAGCAGCAGGGCAAGGGUUGCCGGUUUGA